AUGAGGCCUGACCCCCACACACUGGCCGCCACCUACAGGCUCAGGCUCAUGCCCAAAAAGAGGAACAUCACCUUGGUCAAGAAACCAGGCAGAAAGCAGGGCAAAGCAAAAGUGUCCAUAGACCUCAGCAAACAAGGUUCGUCCAGUGACGUCAGCACAGACCAGGACAGUUCCACCAGAGACCAGAAUGACCAACAGAAAAGCACCGGGGCGUUGUACAUCGGCACUUCUUGUUGGAAAAUUGAUGAAGGGGCAGAAGACGACUCCAUUUCUAACGAUGAGGAUUACGAGGACGACCUCCGCCUGGAGAGUACGAGAACUGUGCACGAGGACCUGGCAGUCCAGACGUACCACACCAUGUGCAAGGCUCUGUGUGUCCAUCCGCUGAAAACCUUCCAGAACUCUCUGAUCAAAGAUACAGCCUCCGUGUGUCACAUGAUCCUCAGUCCUGACGACCUCAAAGCCUGCGCUACUGCGCUCGUGGAGAACCAUGCAUUGCGACACAUAGACUUAAGCCACAACAACUUUCGGUGUAAAGGAGGCAUACUCAUCGCCGAUGGACUGGCUAAAAAUAGGUUUCUGAAGUCACUAAACCUAAGCUGGAAUCACCUGAGAAUGGACGGGGCUAAGGCUUUGGCGGAAAGUUUACUCGAGAACUCCGACCUAGAGGAACUGAACAUCGCCUGGAAUGGGUUCCACCUCCGAGGCUGUCUCGCCCUGGGCCAUGCUCUGAAGCACAACUCUUCCCUCGUAUCCCUCGACCUCACCUGCAACAGAGUCUCGGAACUAUGCCUGGCGCAACUUCUCAAAGGCAUCCAAGAGAACAGCACUCUGCAGGUUCUCAAACUCCCCCUGAACCCAAUGUCCCCUAAGUCAGCUUACUCCGUCCUCAAGUUCAUCGAAGACCACCAGCAAAUCGCCCUCAAGUAUGUCGAUCUCGGGGACCAGUGUGUGCACGAAGAGUUCAAGACCCUCCUCCUCGAGCUGCAGGCGGUGAAGGAUCUGACAGUCAUCUACGGACCCAUCCUUCGCCCCGGACUAUCAUUGGACGCCGCAGCUGCCGAGAAGGCAGAGGCGGAACUGGACGCGAUGAUGGGUGAGAACCCCCUGAUAGUGCUGAUGGAGUUCUGCCGGCUGCAGAACCUCAGGCUGGUGGAUAUGUUCAACACGAUAGACACAGACAACAGUCGCUCUCUGAGUUAUGACGAGUUUAUAGACGGGUUGAAGCGAGUGAACAUCCCGUUGAGUGAAGAUUCUCUCAAGAUGUUGUUGAAGUUUCUAGACACGGACGGAGACGGGCACGUGGACUUCAGGUAG
This is a messenger RNA of Aplysia californica (California sea hare), 1317 nucleotides long. RefSeq names its product leucine-rich repeat-containing protein 74A. The coding region runs from base 1 to 1317 and encodes 438 amino acids. The record is from RefSeq and is a predicted model, not a curated record. Gene Ontology annotation, molecular function: calcium ion binding; protein binding. The transcript is spliced from 10 exons. NCBI's taxonomy places the organism in Eukaryota, Metazoa, Mollusca, Gastropoda, Aplysiida, Aplysiidae.